UGGGCCUGGAGAGCAUUAUCACCGGGGUUCAAGAUGCUGUUUGGUUGUUCCAGAAGGUCUUGAAUGAGAAAAUGUGUGAGGUAGAUGAAGUUACAUCAUCAACACUGAUUGAUGGCCUCUGUAAGGCAGGACACAUUGGUAAGGCUGUUAAGCUGCUUCACUUAUUUGAAGAGAAGGGAAACUGCAAGCCAAAUGUAUUUUCAUAUAGCACCAUUAUUGACUCCUUGUGUAAGGAUAAAAUGGUUGACGAUUGCUCUUCGCCUGUUAGAGAAGAUGAUGGAAAUGGGCCUUCCUCCUAAUGUUGUGACAUAUAAUUCACUUAUUGAUGGGCUCUGCAAACUCAGUCGGUGGGAAGCGGUCAAAGAGUUGCUCAAAAGAAUGACGGAUUACCGAGUUUCUCUGGAUGUUCAGACAUACACCAUUCUAGUGAAUGGGUUUUGCUGGGAAGGAUGGUUUGACAGUGCUGCAAAGCUCAUAGAUAUGAUGAUUAAAGAAGGUCUGGAACCUAAUGCAAUCACAUACAGUGCUUUGAUGGAUGGAUACUGCUUACAUGGAAAACUAAACAAUGCGUUGGAACUCCUACAGACCAUGAUAGAUCGGGGAUGUGACCCUGAUAUUUACACUUAUAACAUUUUAAUGAAUGGAUAUUGCAAGAGUGGGUGUUCAGAUCAAGCCGUACACUUAUUUGGAAAUUUACAAAGUCGAGGCUUAAAACCCGAUGUUGUUACCUACAACACUAUGUUGGCGUGUUUGUUUCACAAUGGGAAAUGUGAGGAUGCUGAGAAGCUUUAUAAGGAAAUGGUGAGAAAUCGAGAACAUCCAAAUCUCUUCACCUACAAUAUUCUUCUAGAUGGAUUCUGUAAGAAUCAUCGUGUUCCACAAGCGCUCUUUAUUGAGAAUGAUGGAAGCUCGUAGUCCUACCCCAAAUAUAGUCAGCUAUACUAGUGUCAUUAUUGGACUAUGGAAUGAUGGGAACGCAUGGAGUGCAAUGGAACUAUUUAAUGCCCUUCCCUCUAGAGGAAUUCUGCCCGAUGAAUUUACCUACAGUAGUAUGAUAAGUGGACUUUGCCGAGAAGGCUCUCUAGAGGACGCUAGAGAUAUGCUCAAGAAAAUGGAGAAAAACGGUUACAUGGCUGAUAGUGUGGCAUACAAUAUAUUCAUCCGUGGGUUACUGAAAAAGAAUGAGUAUUGUGAAGCUGUAUUACAUUUGGAAGAGAUGUCAAGUCUCGGACUCACACCCGACAUUAGCACCUGUGAGAUUGUACUGAAGAUUAUCUUGGAAAAGGGACCGGAUUCCACUCUGCUUCAUAUGCUCCUGAAUAUAAAGGGAAAUUGUGAAAAUAUUAGUUCUUAAAAUUAGUUAUUCUAAUUUAGCUUACUGUUACCAAAAACUAUUAGUCUUAAUGUACAUUUCGAUACAUCCAUCUUGUUUGACAAAAGUUAUCAACAAACAGGCACAUUUAUGGUGGAAUGUAGUUACGCUAUGAAUGCUAUCGGACUGGUAUACAUGUGCACGAUUAACUUAACUACUUUGAGUUCAUAUGGAUUUCACAUAUGAUGUAAUUAUAAUGCAUAACUUAUUGUGGAGAUUGUUGUGAAAGUGACUUUUCUUUUGUUUUUUUAGGGGGAUUGGACUUGGGGCACGGUAUGCCUAUCUUUUACUUUUUACGUUCAUGAAAGAGACAGCUUUUAUAGUGCAAAACAUCUCUGAAAUGUGUAUUGAUCACUAACAUCUCUGCAACAUCUUCGUCUGAUGGAUUUGCAAUGGCUUGGAGUUGCUGUGAGCAUAUAUUGGCACUAAAAGCGUAAUAUCUUUACGCCCUUUAAUUUAAUCAUGAAGCGCAUUCUUUUGUUUGAGGAUGAAAGAUCUUGAUCAUCACUGUACUCUUAGCAAUUUCUGUUGACCGUCGGAUUCCGUUUCCUUAAACUGCACCAAGCAUCAUUAUGUAACCACCCCCAUCUUUGUACAUAUAUUAGUCAAUAUUCUCUAAUCACCACCUAAUUAGAAUAUGUUGGGUUUCAUCUUCUCAGAAAGUAUUUAUGAG
Molecule: messenger RNA, 2045 nt
Organism: Cuscuta europaea
Lineage: Eukaryota; Viridiplantae; Streptophyta; Magnoliopsida; Solanales; Convolvulaceae
Source: the annotation of a GenBank genome assembly